UGUUACGGUUGUUAUCCUGGGGUGCCAUUCCCAGCAGGUGAUCCCACCCCUCUACUCACCCCUGGUGAGGCCACAUCUGGAGUGCUGUGUCCGGGUCUGGGCUCCUCAGGGCAAGAGCGACAUGGAGCUAUUGGGGCAGGUCCAUUGCAGGGCAACAAAGAUGAUUAAGGGACUGGAGCAUCUCUGUUACGAGGAAAGGCUGAGGGAACUGUGCCUGUUCAGCCUCAAGAAGAGCAGACUGGGAGGGGACCUCAUCUGUGUUUGUCAGUAUCUGAAGGAGUGCCAGGAGGACAGAGCCAGGUGCUCCUUGGUGAUGUCGAGCAGUAGAACAAGAGGCAAUGGCAGAAACUGAUGCCCUGGAAGUUCCACCUGAACAGGAGGAAUUGCUUCUUUACUGUGCAGUGACCGUGCACUGGAACAGAUUGCCCAGAGAGGUUGUGGAGUCUCCCUCACUGGAUUAUCCAGAACUAUCUGGACACAGUCCUGUGCCAUGUACUCAGGGAUGGCCCUGCCUGAGCAAGGAGGUUGGACUAGUUGACCCACUGUGGUCCCUUCCAGCCUGACCCCUUCUGUGAUUCUUAUGCUGUGCUUUGAUGCUGAGCCAUGACAUAGAUUGGGAAACCUGCCAGGCAGGCAUGGAGCAUGAAAACCUUGAGCAUGCUGGGCUCUCAAGCUCUACACAGUGCUCUGGGGAAUGGUCAGGGCUGUGCCUUUUCUCCAUGUAAGUCAGGUACCCUGUAGGAGUGGACAGGAGAUGCUGCAGCCUGAAGGGAGACAAAACAGAGAAGGUGGUGUCCGAGAGAGGGUUACAGGACUCAGUGUUGUGGGUUAUGUGAUUUUUUUCCUCAGCAAGUCAGCUGAUGGCUUGUUAUGAGGUUGUGGGUGUUUUGUACUAUUCCAGGUACUGACUGGUUACAGUGGACUAUCAGCUAAUUCAGAGAACACCCCAGAUUAUAAAAAAUGUAACUCCCAGUCCCUCAGGGUCACCACCUGGAGUACCAUGCUACCUGGAGUACCAUGGAUUAUGGAUUGCCUUUAAAUUGCACGAGUGUUUGUUUCUCACUCCCAGGGUGAGAAAGCGGUGCUGUUGUGAUGAUUUGUCAAAUAAAAACCACAUUGUCAGUGUUUACAAGUGAACCCAAAUGCUGUUGUGAUAAUUAUAUUUAUUGUAUUAAUCUUUUUCUGUGUUAAAAAUAAAGAAUGAGUCGGCCAACAGUAAAAAGACCACAGGGCUGCUAGACCUUGCUGUACACGUGAAGAAGGGCUGCUGAUGGACACAGGGAACAUUUUGGAUCCACAUCCAGCAGCGAUGGUCAUUGUACAAUGGCUGCAGUAGCCCAGAAGCACUUUUUGGAGGGGCAAACAUACUCAGUCCCCCUGAUCCAACCGGACUUACGCAGGGAGGAGGCUGUUCAGCAGGUGGCAGAUGCACUUCAGUACCUGCAAAAGGUGUCUGGUGAUAUAUUCAACAGGAUCUCCCAGCGGGUGGAGGCCAGCCGGGCACAGCUUCAGGCAAUUGGUGAGAGAGUCACACUCGCCCAAGCGAAGAUUGAGAAGAUAAAGGGCAGCAAAAAGGCUAUUAAGGUAUUUUCCAGUGCCAAGUACCCAGCCCCUGAACGGCUGCAGGAGUACAGUUCAAUUUUUGCUGGUGCAGAAGACCCAGCUAAACAGAAAGGGCCAAGGCACAAGAUUCAGAGCAAACAUCGAAUGCUGGAUGAGAAAGCUCUGCAGGAAAAGCUCAAGUAUUUCCCCGUGUGCGUGAGCACCAAAAUUCACCAGGAGGAUGAUGCAGAAGAAGGCCUUGGCAGCCUUCCCAGGAACAUCAGCUCCCUCAGCUCCCUGCUACUCUUCAAUACCACCGAGAACCUGUACAAGAAGUAUGUUUUCCUGGAUCCUCUGGCUGGAGCAGUGACCAAGACCCAUGUGGCUCUGGAAACAGAGACAGAAGAGAAGCUCUUUGAUGCUCCUCUCUCCAUCACCAAAAGGGGACAGCUGGACCGACAGGUAGCUGAAAAUUACUUCUAUGUGCCAGAUCUGGGCCAGGUCCCUGAGAUUGAUGUGCCAUCCUACCUGCCAGACCUGCCUGGCAUCGCUGCAGAUCUCAUGUACAGCGCUGACCUGGGCCCUGGCAUCGCACCGUCUGCCCCCAGCAGUGCUAUUCCAGAGCUGCCCACCUUCAACACUGAGUUGGUGGAGCCUUUGCAACCAGAUCUUCAAGAUGCUGAACUAUUGCCACCUCCUCCCCCUCCGCCUCCCCCGCCGCCUCCUGUUGUGCCAACCACUGUGCCUCCUCCGCCGCCCCUGCCCCAGCCCACGGCCCCCUUGGAGCCAGCCCGGACAGCAAACGAGGAGAGCAGCAACACAGUGCCUGCAGCUUCUGUCCAGGGAGCCCCAAAGGAGGUGGUGAACCCCUCUACUGGGCGUGCCAGUCUCCUGGAGUCCAUCCGCCAGGCCGGUGGCAUUGGGAAGGCCAACCUCCGCAGUGUCAAGGAGAGGAAGCUGGAGAAAAAGAAACAGAAGGAACAGGAACAAGUGAGAGCUACGGGACAAGGUGGAGAUUUGAUGUCAGACCUCUUCAAUAAACUGGUGCUGAGGCGCAAAGGUAUUUCAGGGAAAGGGCCAGGAGCCUCUGGGAAUGCCAAUGCUCCAGGCAGUCCUGCUGGUGCCUUUGCUCGCAUGUCGGACUCAAUUCCACCCCUCCCACCCCCACAGCAGCCCGUGGGUGAGGAGGAUGAGGAUGACUGGGAGUCAUAGGUGGGGUCAGUUGAGCAUUAGUGUCAAUCUGCUGCUGUCUGAAAAUUUUAAUAAAGUUAAAGGAAGCAGGUCCUUCCACCUUCAUUUUGGUAAAAGGGGGAAGUGUCAUCAAUUAAGGGUGUGGAAAGGGAAAGCCCAGCUGUCCACGCAUGGCUGGUGGGGACCAGCCUUACAGCACAGCAUCACAAGCCACAAGCCAGAGGGCACCAGCUGCUAGAAGCAGGUGCCCCCCCUCCCUCUUUCACUGGGGUGAAGGCAGAGCUUGUGCAGGGUUGGUACCCUCUGAAGGGGCAGGAGACUCACAAUGGAAGUUUCUCAUAGGCAGCUCUUUCUUUCCCUGUGGGGCUAAUUAACAUACAGGGAGUGGGUAACAGCUCUUCUGUCAUAAUUAUAAGUACUUUCUUCAUUGUGAAGAGCCUUGAGAGGUAGCAUCCAGCUGCUGAAACUGGCAGAGAGGAAAAGGAAGCUCCUGGGAAGAAACUUGCUCAGGAUGACAGAACAAGCUGGGGCCGGCUGUGGGAUGACCUAGCUGUCCCUGUUGUUAUUGCUGCCCUCCAGCACUGAUCUAUAACCUUGGAAAGAACCCCAGGAAUGUUAACCUAAAAAAGUUACUUUUAAUUGAAAAACUUAAGCAGUAGAAAGAACAAAGCAGCCCUGUGCCUAAGCAUGAUCAAAGGAGAAGUGCUAUAUUAUGGCCAUAUCCUUAUUCCCCUGGAAAGAACGAACCGCUCCUUGAAUCUACUGACAGCUUGAAGCAAGAGGAUAAGAAAUGUUACCCAUAGCUGCCUUGUGGCUUACCACUCCAGCUGUGUGUUAUUCCAACAGGACACAAACUAGUGGCCUGCUAGUUUACAAUUCCUGUGAAAAGCUCUAUGUUGUCAUUGACCAUCAGGCCUCCUACAUGUGGUGGUUGAUGGGAAAAAACAGAUGUAUUCAGUGAAAAUAAUUAUACUCCCCA
Messenger RNA from Lepidothrix coronata (blue-crowned manakin), 3712 nucleotides. RefSeq names its product WAS protein family homolog 1 (gene WASHC1). Gene Ontology annotation, biological process: Arp2/3 complex-mediated actin nucleation; retrograde transport, endosome to Golgi; endocytic recycling. The record is from RefSeq and is a predicted model, not a curated record. The transcript has 11 exons. Gene Ontology annotation, cellular component: early endosome; recycling endosome; WASH complex. Gene Ontology annotation, molecular function: alpha-tubulin binding; actin binding; gamma-tubulin binding. NCBI's taxonomy places the organism in Eukaryota, Metazoa, Chordata, Aves, Passeriformes, Pipridae. Bases 1324 to 2754 code for a protein of 476 amino acids.